Fundulus heteroclitus (mummichog) is the source of this 2649-nucleotide messenger RNA. It is a transcript of the gene kctd9a, whose product is annotated as potassium channel tetramerization domain containing 9a. The transcript has 12 exons. NCBI's taxonomy places the organism in Eukaryota, Metazoa, Chordata, Actinopteri, Cyprinodontiformes, Fundulidae. The record is from RefSeq and is a predicted model, not a curated record. Bases 145 to 1314 code for a protein of 389 amino acids. Gene Ontology annotation, molecular function: protein binding. Gene Ontology annotation, biological process: protein homooligomerization; intracellular signal transduction.
AUUGUCUGAUGUAGCUAGUUGACCAGCUUCAUCUGCUUCCGAGAGCAAGUUGAACUGGCUGAAAAAAAAUAUAUAUACAUAUAUAUAUAUAUAAAUUUUUGCUCAAAUUUCUAUGAAGUAAUUUAGAACCAAAGCGCGCGAAGGAUGAGAAGAGUCACCCUGUUUGUUAACGGGACGUCUAAUAAUGGCAAGGUCGUAGCAGUUUACGGCACCUUGUCCGACUUGCUGUCAGUGGCGAGCAACAAGCUGGGAAUCAAGGCCUCCUGUUUGUACAACGGGAAGGGUGGACUCAUAGAUGACAUCGCCCUGAUCCGGGAUGAUGACGUACUGUACGUGUCGGAAGGCGAUCCAUUUAUUGACCCGCAGCAUGAAGUCAGGGUGACGUCUGAUCAGCACGGCGCACACACCGACUGGCUGACCCUAAACAUCGGCGGUCGCCUCUUUACCACCACGAGGAGUACGUUGGUGAGCAAGGAGCCGGAGAGCAUGCUUGCUCACAUGUUCAGUGAGAAAGAUGUGUGGGGAAACAAACGGGACAAGCACGGGGCCUACCUAAUCGACCGCAGCCCCGAAUACUUUGAGCCCAUUCUCAACUACCUGAGACACGGUCAGCUCAUUGUCAAUGAAGGAAUAAAUAUACGAGGGGUUCUGGAGGAGGCUCGGUUCUUUGGAAUCGAGCAGCUGGCCGAGCAGCUGGAGGUAAUAAUCAAGAACUCGCAGCCGCCCGAGGACCACUCUCCCAUUUCGCGAAAGGAGUUUGUCCGUUUUCUGUUGGCAUCCUCCACCAAGUCGGAGCUCCGCUGUCAGGGUCUUAACUUCAGCGGCGCUGAUCUGUCCCGACUUGAUCUGCGUUAUAUCAACUUCAAGAUGGCUAACCUCAGCCGCUGCAAUCUGACACAUGCUAAUCUGUGUUGCUCCAAUCUGGAGCGGGCUGACCUUUCUGGAGCCAACAUGGAUGGCGCCAAUUUGCAAGGAGUCAAGAUGCUCUGCUGCAACGCCGAGGGAGCUUCUCUAAAAGGAUGCAACUUUGAAGAUCCCUCUGGACUGAAGGCCAACCUCGAAGGUGCGAAUCUGAAAGGCGUUGACAUGGAAGGAAGCCAGAUGACCGGCAUCAACCUGCGUGUGGCCACUCUGAAAAAUGCAAAGCUGAAGAACUGCAACCUGCGGGGGGCCACUCUAGCCGGGACGGAUCUGGAGAACUGCGACUUGUCCGGCUGCGAUUUGCAGGAAGCCAACCUGAGAGGCUCCAACGUAAAGGGGGCCAUUUUUGAAGAGAUGCUGACCCCGCUGCACAUGUCGCAGAGUGUCAGAUAACUCUGCUGCCACACCGGCUUUCUCUCUACGUCUGUCUCUCUGCGCUCCUCCCCCUUCAGCGUGUCGUACAGUACAUUCCCCCCCCCUCACUCAAUCUACCUGCCCUCUGCGCAGGUAGCGGUGUGCAUGGCCCCUGGCAUUCCGCUGGUAUUACGUUAGCUUUAAAUAUCUUGCACUAGAAAGUUUCCAGGGUCGACGGUGUAUGUUUCAUAAACGUCCAGCUGCAUUUAUCACCAAAACUAAGCAAUCUUCCUGGCGCGUGUCAUUUCCGGACGCGGUCCGGUGAUUCUGCUCGUUAGAUGUGUCCUGUAAGUUUUAUUUAUUUUAUUCUACCUGACAUGUUAAUAGGAGUUCAAAUCAGAUUACACGCGAGCAGCAAAGCUGAGCUUCACCGGAUGCUGCUGUAGCAAAAGCAGAAGGCGGGGGGGGCGGGGCGGGGCGGGGGGGGGUUACUAUACCAAUGACUGUGUCCGUAUACAAAGGAGCUCUCCUUAAAUAUGGAGCCUAACGUUGCUGGAUUUAACAAAGCAAUGCAAGCCAAAGCCAUACAGCACAGCAGCGUAGUCCUGAAAGGCUGUCAGUGCGCCGCAGAACUAUGCUACAGCUUGAAUAUGCAACACACCGUGUAGAGCUGUAAGAUUUCUCCGUUGCCGUCUUACAGCGUUGCUUUUAUUUGUUCAGUGCUCUGUGAAUCUACCUCCUCUACCGUUUGCGUGUCGGCGGUCCAGAGUGGCGUGCAUGUGAAUGUUGCAUGGCUUACUGAGCCGUUGAGGCGCGUUCAGAACAGUGCUCCAUAUAUACUCGUUCCUAAUCAUGCUUUCAACCUGUUUGCACAUGUCCGUGUUGCCCGGUCUACCCUCUCACCAAAAAAAACAUCCCGGUGCGUUUCUUGAUGUACAGUGAUGUAAAUGUGUAAAACGAAUCCAGUGCUUCCAAAGCUUUGUGAGUGUCGCUCGGUGUCGUGUCCCGCUUUCCUCACCUCACUUCCAGACAGUCGGUGUCCGUUAGCAUGUAUGAAGAGCUUUUGUUCGUGGAAGACCAGUGAAGUUUCUCUGGCUGCAGCUCAAAGCUGCUCUGAUGCAAUACUACAGCGUUCGCUCAGUCGGACCAUGGGUACCCGGCCUCUCAGAAUGAAUAGUGAAGGCAAUCAUGUUGUGUAUUUAUACCUGACAGGUCAAGUCGAUGGAAGAGCUAAGGUUAUUUAUUUAAUACGUGUCACUGAACGCAACACAGUCAAGAUUUGUGUGUCCGGUAACGUCAUCUCCUCUUAUUGCACUCAACCAUGGAAAUACGUCCAUGAACGACUGUUAUGAAUAAACUGGUAUAAAGAGGAAA